Molecule: messenger RNA, 4205 nt
Organism: Culex pipiens pallens (northern house mosquito)
Lineage: Eukaryota; Metazoa; Arthropoda; Insecta; Diptera; Culicidae
Product: junctophilin-1
Exons: 7
Coding region: 522-3065 (847 amino acids)
Cellular component (GO): plasma membrane; endoplasmic reticulum membrane; junctional membrane complex
Source: RefSeq, a predicted model, not a curated record
UGUGUAAAAUUUCAUGUGCAGAAUAGAAAUAGAACAGUUUUUUUCGACAGGAAAAAAGGGAUGAUUCCAUUGCCAUCGGUCGCGUGUACGGUUUCCCGUGUGUGAUUUAAGUUUUUUAACAUCGAAAAAAUGCUUGUUCCCCAAACAGAGUGAUAAUGUGUUUUAUUGAGUGAUUUCCAAAUCGCGUUCGCGUGAAAAAAGGCCUUAAUUUGCCCGGUGGAGAUUUUUUGUUUCUGUUGGUUUUAGUUUCACAGUAGUUAUUGCUAGUGUUUGUGUGCAGAAAACGAAUAUCAUAUUUGAAUGAUUGGCCCUAGUAAAAUCAAGGAGAAUUUAUUAAUAAAAUGUUGUGAAAACUCUCCCGUGAAAAGUAUGCAACACUUAGCAUAUGAAGUUAGAGGAAAAUCGUUAUCUGAUGCCUUUGAGGACCGUGAAGUGCAGCAUCAGUGCUAUCAACUUGCUGAAAGUGUGUUGUGAUCGGAACACGACGACUACCGACGAAUAAUCGAGAAGAGAAUGUAAAUAUGGCUGGCAGUGGCCCACAGCAAGGAAUAGCAGCAAGUCCUGUUGGCUCUGACGGGAAAAUCAGCGGCGGCCGCUAUGACUUUGAGGAUGGCGGUACAUUUUGCGGUGGAUGGGAGGAUAAUAAAGCGCACGGUCAUGGUGUUUGUACGGGUCCAAAGAAUCAAGGUGCCUACUUUGGUGCUUGGCAUUACGGCUUUGAAGUUUCGGGAAUAUAUACUUGGCCUAGUGGAUCAUCGUAUGAAGGACACUGGCAAAACGGAAAAAGACAUGGACUUGGCGUUGAAACCCGAGGCAGAUGGAUUUACAGAGGCGAGUGGACGCAAGGGUUUAAGGGACGCUACGGUGUUCGACAAAGCGUAUCAUCAACAGCCAGAUACGAAGGUACAUGGGCCAAUGGUUUGCAGGACGGCUACGGAUCAGAAACAUAUGCAGAUGGAGGAAGCUACCAAGGCCAAUGGUUACGCGGCAUGCGACAUGGCUAUGGUGUGCGCACUUCGGCUCCUUUUGGCAUGGCUGCUCGGUUUAGAACCAAGUCUAUCCGAGCAUCGAUGACAUCCUUGAGAAGCAAUGAAGGUGGCAAUAAUCAGGCUCCAGCGCCGGAUCCUGCCGAGAAAAGAAAUCAUAGAAUAGACGAUGCCCGGGGUGGAUUUGUGUUGAAGGCAAAAUCGGACGAACCGCCUGCGAGGCGAAAUAGUCUGGUGGAGAAAACGAAGAAAGGAUUGUUAUCGGGUCUAAAAAUCAGGAAACAACGUAGCACAGGUGACUUAGAAAAACGAGGUACUGGAUCCGGUAGUAUACGAUCGACGGCAUCGAUAACAUCAUGGCUUAGUACAGAAUCAUCACAAUCAGGAAUGACCAACAAAUCAGUACACACAGAUUCCAAUGCCAGUUUUAUCGUGGAAGAUGAGCAGUUAGACGGUAGUGUAAUUGAAACUUAUAUGGGUGAAUGGAAGAAUGACAAGCGUUCGGGUUAUGGUAUAUCUGAGCGAAGCGAUGGAUUAAAGUAUGAAGGUGAAUGGAUUAGUAAUAAAAAGAGCGGUUAUGGUGUUACCACUUUUAAGGAUGGCACAAAAGAGGAAGGAAAAUACAAGAAUAACGUACUAAUAACUAGCCAGAAGAAGAAACACUUGUUUCUUAUCCGGUCUGCCAAAUUUAGAGAAAGAAUAGACGCUGCCGUUGAUUCUGCGCAGCGAGCUUCAAAAUAUGCGUUACAGAAGGCAGAUAUUGCCGUUUCUCGGACAGCCACAGCUCGCGGUAAAGCGGAACUAGCGGAUGUAGCUGCGGACCACGCAAGAAUGGAUUCCGAUUUGGCCAUUCAAAUGGCCAGAGAGUUCGCUCCAGACUUUAAGCCACAACUGCUGGAACGUUUCGAACGGUUGAAACGGGAUCGAAUCAAACCGGCAAUGGAUUACACUGUCAAACAACCGCCUUCAGUGAUUCCCAAAGCAUCUGCUGGCGAUAGUUUGAUGAAACCAAAUUCUUACGGUCAUACAACAAACGAAGCAUCUCAUCUACAGUCGCAGCCUCCCAAAUACAACGACGUGUCAAGCAAUGUUUACCAACAGGGUGGAUACAACAACAACGCGCAGCAACAACAGCAAAUGUCGAACAUGAACAUGCAGCGAACUGCAGCUCGGAAAAUGUCUCAGGCGUUUGAUCGGAAUGCUCAGCAAAACUAUGGGAACAUGUCUGGCCUCACAAACGACAUACAAAACGCGUACACGAGUUCGUACACACAAAUGCAGCAUGCAUCGCCAGUUGAUGAUACUGUUCACGACAUGGCUCAACUGAGUCAUCAGCAAACGUUAGAGUCAAACUAUAUCAACAGACAAAGUCAUCACCAACCCGACGUAGAUCGAUAUCAAAAAGAUAACCUAGCUCGUCGAAAUUCCAGUCAAAUUGCUGCAAAUGCACCCCAAUCGAACCAAAUAGUUAAUCAAACGUCUAUAGAUUAUUUCGACCACUACAAACGACCACCUAGUAGGGAUGGUUCAGUCGAUCGCUAUUCAAGAGCCGCCAGUAGACUAGGUGGAACACAAUCCAGACAAUCGUCAAUAGAUAGAUCCGGUCCUUAUGUAGCUAAUCAAGGUGAAACUGUGCCUGAACGUUCAGUGCGAGCUGGUUCGCAAGUGCGAGGGAUGACCCCGAUGAGAAACGUUACAAACGUGAACAACUCUUCGGUGCCCACCGGCAACGGAAUUGGGCAGUUGCCCAUGUCCAGAGGAAAUACCCCGAUGCGCCAGCAAGCAAGUGAUCUUGCCUUUUCUAAUAAUCAAAAACCAUUCGAAGAUGUCCUGUUGAGACAACGGACGCUCGGACAAGACAUUAUUCCUUCCCCAUCUCAACCAAAACGAACUGAGAGCCUUUAUUUGGCAAAGCCACUUGGUGGUACGAAUGGGCCUGCCACAGGCAAUAGCGCAGUCCAAAAUAUGGGAACACGAGUAACCGGUGGCGGUGGCGGAGGUGGUGGUGGUGGUGGCAUGUCGAGGGCAGCAAGGGUAAGUUUCUUCAAAUCUGCUAGUAAACUUUUUGCAUCAGGAUAAAAAAAAGUGAAAUUAAAAAUCAAAACUAUCGUGCUAUCUUUUUGCACCCGCCAUUUCGACGUUCCAAGAAUAACGCGUUUUAAUGUUUGACCUUGAAUAAACAAAAAAUAGAGCAUGCAAUGUAAAAACAAUAACGAACACGAUUUUGACACGGUUGACCAUUCUGUGCAUAGAGCUUUCUAAGCCCGAUUUUACACAGACUAGCGCACCAUUUGUUUUGCUGGCUGGUACAAAAUUUAACCUCAAUUAUUUUCGUGUACGUACACGCAAUACAUGCGCACGUAGAUAACUCUAUUGUCUCGAAGUUUGGUUGAAUUUGGUUGCCGGAGUCCCGAGUUAUAAUAACAAAAUUUAAUGUUUUCGGUAGUCGAGCUCGUACUUGGGUCAAACGCGUUCUGACGUUCUGUGUCAAAAUAGCACAAAAAGAUUGAAACUCUUCUUUCAUAUGAAAAAAUAUAACAAUGCACGGAGUUUUUUCGGUUUUUAUUAAAUAUCUCACCUCGAGCGACAAGAUAUCGAGCGACAAGAUAUCACGAUAGUGACGAUAUGCUCAAUAUUAUUCGCGAUUAAAAGCUCAAAAAUUUCGACAGAUGGCGCAAAGCAUCGAAGAAUGACGAUUCAAAUUUUCGCUGUUCGGUUACAUAGGAAUGCAAAUUUAAAAUUGAAUUUACAGCUCUUAGAACAACUUUUGAGAAAAAAAUCAAGUAGUACGAGUGUAAACUUUUUGCCCUCUAUAAAUUAACGCAAUAAAAAAAAAUAGAAAAAAAUAAUUUUGAAAAAAUAAUAUUGUUUAAAAUGAUAGAGCAUCAAAAGUUAACAAAGUACCCAGUAACGAAAUAUUCUAGCAGAGCUGGUUCUGUCAGAUUUCUGCUAGAACGGUGGAACAUUUCUGCUAGAAUGCUCUAAGAAUAUUCAGCUCUCUAAGAAUUCUGCUAGAAUCCUGCUAGAACGUCGAGACUGGGUAUUAGCUCGGAUUUUUGCUCAAAAGUUGUUCUAUGAGCUGUAAAUUCAAUUUUAAGUUUGCAUUCCUAUGUAACCGAACAGCGAAAAUCUGAAUCGUCAUUCUUCGAUGCUUUGCGCCAUCUGUCGGAAUUUUUGAGCUUUUGAUCGCGAAUAUAUUUUUCUAUUUUUGAUCGCUGA